This is a messenger RNA of Rhizophagus irregularis DAOM 181602=DAOM 197198, 1647 nucleotides long. NCBI's taxonomy places the organism in Eukaryota, Fungi, Glomeromycota, Glomeromycetes, Glomerales, Glomeraceae. The record is from RefSeq and is a predicted model, not a curated record.
UUUUAACAAGUAAAUUAAUAAAAAAAAAACGGUUUGCAACAUUUUUUAUUGAAGUAAUUAAUUAAAAAGUUUUUUUAUUGAAAAAAUUGUUAUCCAAUGAAAAAUAAAAUGACUUCUGAAUUUUUUCCCGAAUUAUUACGAAAUUUUUCUCAAUUACUUGAUGAUGCAGAUGAUUAUAACGUCACCAUCAGCGUUGGAGAAAAUUCAAAUACCAAAGAAUUUCAUGCUCACUCUAAUAUCUUGAGAGCUCGAUCUCCUUAUUUUAAAAGAGCUCUUUCUCAAAAUUGGAUUACGAAAAAAAAUAAUAUGAUCACAUUUACUAAACCAAAUAUUUCUCCUAUUGUAUUUGAGAUGAUUAUUAGAUAUAUGUAUACUGGUAUUCUUGAUUUGAAAAAGAAAGCCGGCUCGGAUAUUCUGGAUCUUCUUGUGGCAUCUGAUGAAUUACUUAUUGAAGAAUUAGUUACUUUUGUACAAAAGUAUUUGAUUGAAAAUCAACCCGAUUGGUUACAAGAAAAUUUCGUCAAAGUUCUUAAUACUGUAUUUCGAUUUGGAAAUUAUAAACAGCUUCAAGUUUAUUGUUUAGAAUCUAUUUGUGAAGAUUCAGAACCUUUCUUCAAUUCUCCAGAAUUCCCAACAUUAGAAAGUAGUAUUUUGCUUGGAUUACUUAAGCGAGAUGACUUAUUAAUUGAUGAAAUAGAAUUGUGGAAUUAUCUUAUUAAAUGGGGAAUAGCUCAGGCUUCAGAAUUGGAAGGAAAGAAUACGACCAAUUUAAAUCGAUGGAAUAAAAAAGAUUUCUCGAUUUUGAGUAAUAUUUUGAAUCCAUAUAUCCGGCAUAUUAGGUUUUUUAAUAUUUCUUCAAAAGACUUUCAUAAUAGUAUUUGGCCUUUUAAAUCAAUAUUAUCUAAAACGCUUUUUGAAGAUAUCAUAUCAUUUCAUUUGACUAAUACUCAGCCUAAAGAAAAUAUUUUACCUCCUCGUUGUGGAAAAAUUAUUGAUUCAACCAUCAUCAAAUUGAAACAUGCCGUCGUUCUUGCUAAAUGGAUUCGAAGAAAAGAUGCUAACGAGAGAAUUUCAAAGAAUAAAUGUAAUUUCAACCUUAUAUAUCGUGGAAGUAGAGAUGGUUUCGAUCUUAAUACGAUAAGAAGUAAAUGCAACGGACAAGGAGCAUGUAUUUUAGUUAUUAAAAUCAGAGAAAACGGAGCUAUAAUUGGUGGCUAUAAUCCUCUUGGUUGGAUACACUAUAAUAAUGACGUUAAUAACGGAUUGAAUAAUAAUGUUAAUAACAAUUAUAAUUAUAACGCUAAUACCACUAGUUUUAACAGGAACUAUAAUUAUAACGCUAAUAUCGCGAGUUUUUUCGUUAUCCCGAGUAAUCGGAGUAAUACUACAGAGAGUUUUAUUUUUUCUUUGGGUGACGAGAAAGACGAAAAAAAAUUUAAGAUCAGUCGAGUUACCGAUAGAAGAUAUGCAAUAUAUGAAUCUAACUGUUGUACGAAUAUAGCUUUAAAUUUUGGCAAUGGCGAUUUGGUUAUCAAUGGAACAAAUGGCUCUUGCAACCAAAACUAUUAUGAAAGUAAUAUUUUAGAUACAAAUUACUUCUCAAUUGAAGAAAUGGAAAUCUUUAGUUUUUAUUAAAGAUAAGUGGUU